Aureobasidium melanogenum CBS 110374 is the source of this 651-nucleotide messenger RNA. RefSeq lists its product as uncharacterized. The record is from RefSeq and is a predicted model, not a curated record. NCBI's taxonomy places the organism in Eukaryota, Fungi, Ascomycota, Dothideomycetes, Dothideales, Saccotheciaceae. Bases 1 to 651 code for a protein of 216 amino acids. The transcript has a single exon.
AUGUCCUUGCUUUACUGCAACAUCAGGCAUAGACAACGCUGGGGAUUUGUGAUUUAUCGCACAGAUUACUCCACUGAGGAAGACUGGACUAAACUCAAAGUUAUGAUCAAUACAUGGAACCGGGGUGAAGACAAGGCCUCUGAAGAAGAGAUCCAGAUCCAGUCCUGGCAGGACCAUUGGUGGUUUGAUGAUCAAAGCCAGUUUGCCAAUGCUUCUGUUGCGCAAAUCCGUCAACAUUUCAAGGGAACAUGGCUCCCCAGCCUUUCGGAGAGAGAAAGAAGUCAUUGCUGGCCUGAACACCUCAUGUUCUUUGUCGUUGACAAGGAGGUGCUGAACAGCGUACACCCGCAUAGUACCAACCAAUCUGACCAUACUGGCGAGUACCCAUACGUCAAAGCCUGGGACUCAAGCCCAUCCAUUGUAGAUGAAAGCGGCUACCCCGGCUGGAUGAAUGUCAGAGUACCUACCCUUCUAGAUCUUUACCGAACAGCUAUUUUUGUCGAUGCUCAAGACAUGAGAGCGCUUCGCUCCAAAUCUACGGACUACUUUGGCAGUCAACGUGUUUGGUUGGAGGAUGACCAUUACGGAGACCAAGAAGAAGAAACAGACGCAUUAAGUGAUGCUGAAGCAAGCUCUGCUCUUGGCAACUAA